Molecule: messenger RNA, 573 nt
Organism: Ostertagia ostertagi
Lineage: Eukaryota; Metazoa; Nematoda; Chromadorea; Rhabditida; Trichostrongylidae
Source: the annotation of a GenBank genome assembly
AUGCUCCGCAAGUACAGUCAGGAGCUUUGGCAGGAAGUACUAACCCGUUCUGGUUUCGAAAGCGGCAAGGAGAAUAUCAUUAAUCACUACUAUUCGGAUGCCGACACAUAUAUGCUGGUGGACAGUGUCGCAGUGCUCACAAAAAUGUCACGUGAGCAAGUUUGGGAGCUUUACGGGUCAUUUCUCAUCGAAUACACCAUGGAAAUCGGAUGGGAUGAACUUAUUCGGAAUAUGAGUCCAGACUUAAAGGGUUUCCUCGACAACCUGGACUCAUUGCACUACUUCAUUGACCACGUCGUCUACAAGGCAAAUCUCCGUGGCCGUCAUUCCGUUGUGAACAGAACGCCGAUGGGACCAUCACAUUGCAUUAUUUUACUGGUCGUCCCGGACUCUAUCCAAUUGUCAGAGGUGGGCGUUCUUCGCGAGGUCGCUCGUCGCAUAUUUAACAUUGACGUCAAUCUGAGUGUGACAGGACGUACUCAACGCACUGUGCAAAUGAUGUCUGGGGAGAGAACUGAAGAGCAUGUGAUAUUCCUAAUCAAGGUUCCCCUUAUCAGUUGUUCUAAUCAAUAA